GCGUUCCUCAUUCAGAAGAGCUAUGCUAUCAGUUUGGUGCUCCAUUCUUAGACGUCACGCCAUGUCCGAACUCACGUAACGUCACGUGUCCAGUCACGUGGGGAAAAAACCAAAAUUGGUCGAUAGCCGACAAGCAAGUCAGUCUUGAAACAAUGAAACUUUGGGCAGGCUUUGCCAAAUUGAAACAGAAUAGCGCUAUAUUUCCAUCUAGUGAUGGAAGCCACCAGAACUGGUCUCAAUAUUCGCCCGGUGAAAAUAUUCUGAACAUAAGUACAGCGAUAACACAGGAACAUCUCCGAAAAACCAAUGGCGUUCGUUUUUGGGAAAGUUUUAAUUACCUAAACCUCUCUGAACACAUUCCAGAUGUCUGUCAUUCUGAAUCAAGUAUUCUUGUAGGGAAAUAAAUCUAAAUAUUUGA
Messenger RNA from Ruditapes philippinarum (Manila clam), 418 nucleotides. Its product is annotated as acetylcholinesterase-like. Gene Ontology annotation, molecular function: carboxylic ester hydrolase activity. NCBI's taxonomy places the organism in Eukaryota, Metazoa, Mollusca, Bivalvia, Venerida, Veneridae. The record is from RefSeq and is a predicted model, not a curated record.